AUGCCGGUGCCUAUCGGCAAUCCCGGGGACCUGCUGUACACAUGCAUUCUCAAGAACGCGUGGGGUGCGGAGGUGUCUCCGCUGCACGACGUGCCCCUAUUCUCCUCUUCCGCCAGUUUCCACUUCGUCUGCCUCUGUCCACGUGGCUCAACCUACGACAUGGCCAUUUCGUUAACCGAGCGUCUCAGCCCGUUAAAGUCCCGCCUCGUUAACAGAAACCUAUCGCGCCUGUCAGAGCCAUCUCCAUGGCACUUCGGCUUGCUGCCGCAGACGUUAGCGAACGAGGAAUUUCCAUCGGAAGUUGCCGGCUUGUCGAACGACAACCAGCCGCUCGAUGCGAUCGAAUUAGGGUUCGGCGUGCGACAGGUGGGCGACGUGUACGAGGUGCGGCCCAUCGGCGCGUUUGGGCUCGUCGACCCGCUCACCAGGGCGCUUUCGUGGAAGGUUCUGGUGGUGGCGUGGGACGACCCGCUGUUCGGGCGCGCGACGGGCCUGGACGACGUCGAGUCGCUGUUCCCGGGGGUCACGGAUCGCCUGCGCGCAUGGCUCGCGCGCUACCGCUCGAGGCCGGGACGAGUAGCCGUGUCAUGCGCGUGCCAGAUCCAGCGCCUCUGCAUGCUCCAUGUGUGUCAGCCAGCCCCCAAGGCGCAGGCGGUGUUUGCGCAGGGCGGGCGGCCGGCGUCCCCCGACACGGUGAUGCGCGUGGUGGCGGAGGCGAACGCGUGCUGGCAGCUCUUCAAGGCCACGCGCUGGCCCGACGCGCCCUCCCCCCCCGCUGCUGCCGCUGCGCCCACCUACGACCACCAGCAGCCGCAGCAGCAGCAGUGGGAAGGGGAAGUGCGGGUGGGCGCAGGCGGAGUGGCGUCGAGUCGCAGGCGGCGCAGCAGCCGCGGUAGCAGCGUGAGCAGUGGCGCUGGGAGCGGGGGUGGGGACAGCGGAAGCGUGGUGGAGUGGGGCGGGGGAGCGCAGGUGCUGCGGAUAGAGGGGGCGGCGGAGGCCGAAAGAGAGGCGUACGCGGGAGCGGAGAGACGCGGGAUGGAGAGGGGCGCAGGACUGGACGGGUGGAGGGGCAGGGGGAGUGGCACGGCGCAAGCAGGGCCAGCUGCUGAUGCUGAUGCUUGUGCGCCUCACGGCGUUGACUCGCGCGACUUGCUUGACCGUCAGUUUGAACGGCUGAUGCAAGCUGAUUUGUCGGACGCUGCACGCGCUGACAGCUUCGCCUUCCAUGACGUCAGCUGUAGCUCCCCCCCUGAGUGUUCUUAUAGCGAAAGCCCGCCUCGGUUACUGCAAUCCAGGAGCGAACCGGGGCCUGCUUAUACCGGGGACGAGCAUGAGCAUGAGCAUGAGGAUGAGGAUGACGAUGAGCAUGAGCAUAGGCACCGCCCGUUUGAACAACGCCACCAUCCCUAUGAGGAAUACUCGUUUCACGAGCACUCGUUAGUGGAUCACUCGAUAGACAGCUCGCUGGAAGGAGGAGCCGUGCAGCGGCGGGCACUGGGAGGCGAAGUGGGUUGGGACAGCCCCGACAGAACCGCCGCCUGGGGCACGCAGGACGCCCGCGCGCACGCCGCGGAAGGGAGGGGGGUCUGGGAUGGGGUGAGCGGGGGGGAGGAUGUGCGGGGCGGAGUGGAGGGGGGAGGGGCGCGGGAUUGGCGGGGGGCGCACGGGGAGGAGCGGCUGGAGGAUGGGUUGGUGGGCGGCGCGAGAGAGCUUAGCUUCGCACGGGGCUUGGCGCGUGGCGACGGGGGCUGCGACGACGGGCGACGCGGGAGUGAGUGGCGCGGGGCGGAGCGAUUUCUGGGUGGCCAGGCGGAAGCGGAGCUGGAUGGGGGGACGUUUGAGAGUGGUUCAGGUGGGUUCGGGGUGCAGAUGGCGUGGGACGAGAGGGGCGCGGGGGAGGGGGGCGCGGGGAGUGUGUACCAUUCUGAUGGGUACGCGCGCGGUUAUACCACCUCCGACGCUGAUACUAGCGCGUGGGAGGGGCGCGAGGGGGACGACGGGGACGAGGAGGAGGAGGAAGAAGAGGAGGAGGAAGGUGAGGAGGGAGAGGAGGAAGAGGGGGAGGAUGGGAUGUCGGUGAUGGAGAGGAGUGUGGAUGGGGAGGAGGAUAGGGGAGAGAGUGGCGCGGAGGAGAGUGCGGAGGGAAGUGAGGGGAGGGAGGAGGAGAGUGAGGAGGAGAGUGAGGAGGGGAGGGAGGAGGGGAGGGAGGAAGGGAGGGAGGAGAGCAAUGGGGAUGAGGGGUACAGGGAGGAGCAUGGGCAGGAGAGCGUAUGGAUGGGCCGCGCGCGAGACGGGAUCGUGGAUGAGGCUGGCAUGGGUGGCAGCAUGGGUGGCAGGAUGAGUGGCAGCAUGGGUGGCAGCAUGAGUGGCAGCAUGGGUGGCAGCAUGGGUGGCAGCAUGGGUGGCAGCAUGAGUGACAGCAUGGGUGGCAGCAUGAGUGGCAGCAUGACUGGUGAGGUGGGCAGGGAUUUUGGUGGUUUGGGGCAGCAACACCGCCCCCCCCUCAACCACCCCACGCACGCCCCCUGCUCCUCCGUCUCCUCCAGCCCCGCGCACACCCCCCGCGCCCACCACCCCCUCGCCGCCAGCGCCGCCAGCAGCCCCACUGCCGCACACCCUCCGCUCCCCUCCGCGCUGCACCCGCCCUUCAGCCACGCGCCCGCCCACGCGUCUGACCGCCGCCGCUCCUUCCCCUUCCACGCGCACCGCCACUCGCUCUCCCACAUGCACCACAUGCGCCUGCCGCCACACCAGCGCCAGCAGGCGCAGCAGAGGGCGCAGGCGGGGGUGGGCGCGGAGCGGCAGAUGCACAGGCAGGGCGCAUUAGAUGAUGGCGCCAUGGCUGGCGGGGAUGGGCGCAUGGAGCAGAACGGCCAAGCAGGGGCGGAGGGCGGUGUGGCGGUCGCAGGGGGCGCAGGGGGGGCUGGGGGCGAAAGGUUGUUCCGCAAGGCCAACUCCAGCUCCCCCCGCACGCUCAACCGCCCCUCCUCCGCCUCCAGCAGCCCGGGUAACGCGCCUGCGCGCCCCUCGGGGCAGGGGGGCGCGGCGCUGGAGCGCCCACUGGCGCCGCUGAGAAGAGACGCGGCGGCGCUCAUCCCAGGGCUGCUGAGGGCGCGCGGGGGGAACGCGCAGGGGCGCAUCAUGCGCUCCCAGUCGCUCUGCCAGGGCGCGUUUGGGGACGUGCUGGGCGGCCAGAGCAGCGGAUCGCCAGGGGACCCCUCUCAGUCUGCUGCGCCUGGUGGCGGUGGGGCGUUGGGUGGUGUGGCGGAUGGUGGCGCGAUGGUGCUUGAGCGGUCCAUGUCCUUCACAUCCGCGGAUGGGGCAGGGGGGGUGCCGCAGUGGUCACAGCGCCUCCCUCCUGCACGUUCGUCCCUCUCUCCGUCCCGUGACCUCUCCUCCCCUCGCGAGCCCUCUCUUGUCCCCCGCUCCUCCUCCUCCUCCUCCUCCGCCUCCUCUCGCCCUCUCAGGCCGCCUGUCCCCCCGCCAGCUCCCGCCCUCCCCCCUGCCUGCGCCUCCUCCCCGCCCCUGCGCCCCUCGCGCAGAAUGCAGCGCCGCCACACCCUCCCCCCGCGCGUGCUCGAUGCUACCCCUGGGGGAGGGGUGGCAGGGGGAGGAAAAGGGGGCGGGGCGGAGGGUGAGCAGCAGGGGGAGUCUGAGCGUGGGGGCGGCAGUUGGGGGGAUCGGACAGGGGGAGGAGAGGGCGAGGAGGAGGACGAGUUUGUGAGGGCGGCAGCAGCAGUGUCAGGGGUGGAGGUGCUGGUGCUGGGGAGGGCAGCGCGGGGCACAGGCGUGAGCGGUCCAGAUGCAGUGAAUGUGGACCGCCUGAGACCCGUGCAGCAGCAGCAGCAACAGCAGCCGCCGCCGCCACCACCACCACCACCACCACUGCCGCCACAGCAGCAGCAGCAGGCACCGGCACAACGACAGCCACAGGCACCGGCACAGCAAGCGCAGCAGCAGCAGGGGGCACGAAGGCAGGUCGCGCGGAGGCAGCAGGGCAUGGCGGGCGGGAGGGAGGCAGGAGCUAGGCCCCCGCGCAUGGUGCGGCAUGGCAGGAGCGGCAGCCUGGCAGACGUGAGCAGCAUGGCGCUGGGCGGCAUGGGCGGCAUGGGCAUGGGCAUGGGGGUGGGCAUGGGGGUGGGGGUGGGGAUGGGGAUGGGGAUGGGGACGGGGGUGGGGAUGGGGAUGGGGAUGGGGGUGGGGAUGGGGGGAGCAGCAGAGAUCAGCAGCUGGGGGAUGGGUAUGAUGGGGACAGGAGGUAGAGGCGGAAUCGGGGUAAUUGGGGGAGGAAUGGGCAACAGCAGCGCAGCAGCAGGCGGUAUGAGGCAGAGCGUUGUGUUGAAUCCACAGGCGCAGCCACAACCAUCCUCCUCCCUGGCUCCUCGCAGCCUGGACCCCUUUCCUUCCGCGGUCGCAAGCAAUGCGGUGCAGAUGGGUGCCAGGGGUGGCGGCGUGGGUGCAGCAGGAGCAGGGGCAGCAGGGCGGGGAGUGGGCAGGGGAGGGAGGGGAAUGAGGGCGCGGAGCAUGUCAGGCGCCCCUCGCAUGCUGCAGCAGCGGUUGCUGCCACAGGGGCAGGGGCGGGGGCAAGAAGGGGGAGGUGGGCGGGGACGGGGGCGGGGCCGGGGGCAGGGGCCGGAUGGGGGAAGGGGGCGGGGGCGGGGGGGUGACCGACAGACAGGUGAUGGUAGGUGCGGGCAAGCAGCAGGUGUGGAAGGAGGAGGGGGAGGGGAAGGAAGAGGUGGAGGAGGGGGAGGAGCAUCAGGGGCAGCAGUAGCGGCGGCAGCAGCGGAAGGCGAGGAGGCGGGCAUGGUGUUUCAGCGCUCCAUCAGUCUGUCGGCGCGCCUCUUUGCCGACAAGGAUGCCAUGGCUGCCUCCCUCGGAGGCCCCGUGGGAACUGGCACGGGAGCAGGUGUGGGAGGGGCGGAGGGGCGGGGAGGCGCCGGGCGGGAGGGUGAGGCUGGGGGGGCGCCCAGAGCGCUGGCAGAGGGUGUGCGAUCAGAAGGAAGAGGGCCAGGGCGGUUGGGUGCGGUGCCAGGCGGUGGUGGCAGGGGGCGGGGCCGCGCGGCCGCCGCCUCUCCCAUGCGCCCUCGGCCCCCCUCGGGCUCACCCCCCUCUGCGCGCCCUGCGCUCUCUCAUGUGCGCCAUCCCUCCUACAUCUGGCCCCACGUGCACUCCGCGCCUCCCGCUCCCGCAGGGAGCACGGCAGAUGCUGCUGCUGCUGCUGGCCGCCGUGCUGCUGCUGCUGCUGCUGCUGCUGCUUCAGCUGCAGCUUCCGAUGUAUCGGCCGCUGCCGCUCAUGCUCCGUCUGCUGCACCAGCUGCCACUGGUGCUCGCCCUGGUGGCGGUGCUGCCGGUGCUGCCCGUGCGGAUGGUGCUGGCAGUACUGGUGGUGCAGGCAAUGCUGGCAGGGGUUCCGGUGUGGGUGACACAGCUGAGGCAGAGGGGGGAGUGUCGUCCCCACCCAGCAGCAGCGGGGGCGAGUGGGAGCAGUCCCCCGACCACCUGUUCAUGCGCCACCAGACCACCCCCUGCCGCCUGCAGGGCGCUCACGAGCACGCCCACGCCCAUGCGCACGGCCUGGCACUGUCCCCCGCGGCUGCCCCUGGCAGCGCGGCAUCGCUGGUGUCAGAUGGGCCGGGGUCAGAGGCGGGCAGCUCGUGGGGUGAUGGCGAGCAGUGGGAGGCGCACCUGGCACUGCAUGGUGGUGCGGGGCAGGGUGGCGGGGCGGACGGGGAUGCGGACGGGCAGUGGCAUGGCGGGCAGCAGCAGUAUGAGAGGCAGCUGUCCCCGCUGAAGCCGCGAGACGCAUCUCCACAGGCGAGCCUGCACCAGGCCCUGCCUCCCCACCAGCAGGCCCUGCCUCCCCACCAGCAGGCAGCGUCGGCUCUGCACACACCUCCCCGCCGCCCCCCCCUGCAGCAGCAGCAGCAGCAGGGACAGCAGGGGCAGGCGCAGGGUCGCACUGCCGCUCCAUCGCUCACCGCACCCUCUGCCAUCCCGCACACUCUCUCACCUGCCCGCUCGCCUGCUCAUGCCACCUCCCAUGCUCCUCGCCUCACUCCCCUGCAGCGACAGCAGCAGCAGCAGCUGCAGAAACUGCACCAGGCACAGACCGCCCCGGCAGCACAGGGGGGGUUCCGUAGCAUGAGUGUGGGCGCCGCACACCACACCUCACAAUAUGCCUCCAAACCCUCUCAACCCGCCCUCCCCCCAGCCUCCCCCCAGCGCCCUAUUCCUGGCUUCUCCCCUCUGAUUGCCGCCCGCAAUUCCAUGUCUGCGCCAGCCGGGCAGAUGAAACACCGCAAGUCGGGCAGCUUCGACAAAGGUUCAGGGAAGCGGCGGGUUCCGGGCAGCCUGGGGAGGCUGAGGAUGAACAAGGAGAGGGGGUGGUGGGGUGGCGGCCCAGGGGUGGGGAGCGGUGCUGCGGCUCAUGGCAGUGGUGCUGCAGGUGGUACUGGUUCAGCUGCUGUUCCUGCUGCUGCUGCUGCUGUUGCUGGUGCCGGUGGUUCCAGUGGUGCCGGGGGUGGGAGGAGGCACGGGGGAGCAGCAGGGAGUGGGGGCAAGGCGUCGGUGGCAUCAGCGCUGAUCAGCCCCCGCAUCGUUGGAAAGUCCAUCUUCUCGCGCUCCGCCACCACUGCUGCCCCCUCCUCCUCCUCUUCUGCCCACUCCACCGACCCUGAUGCUGACUCCCACGGGCCCUCCAAAGGCAACUGGCGCCGCCUCGUGGGCAAGAGGGCAGGCAGCCCGCAGCACGGCAGGCGUGGCCACGGGGGCAGCAGCAGCAGCGGCAGCGGGCAUGGAGGGGUGGUCUCACGCGCCGCGCGCGCAGUGACGGUGUUCAAAGCCGGGCACAAGGGGGGCGUGGGGCACAAGUUGGGGUUCAAGGGGAUGGGGGCGGUGAGCCUGCCACUCAUGGGGGGAGGCGGGGGAAGCCAUGGGGUGAUGCAUGACGGCAUGAGUCUGUUGACUGCAGGCGAAGAGGCUGUAGCCCUGGCGUUAGCAGCGGCGGCGGCAGCGGCAGCGGCGGCAGCAGCGGCGGAAGUGCCGUGGGUGGCGAUGGUGGUGCCGGGGGAAGAGAGCGAGGGUAUGCUGCCGUCAUCCCUGCAUGGGGGGCUGUCGUCCCCACUGCCGUUCAAGGCGGGGAAUGAGUGGGCGAUGGAGGUGCGUGCACGCAUGCAGUGCGACGAGACCGCCAGUGGCAACUACGAGCUUUGGGACGAAGAGCUUUCUGCUCCUGCUGCUGCUGGUGCAGGAGGUGGGGAGGAAGGCGCACCAGCAGCAGGAGAUGCGACAGGGGCAGGUGCAGGAGCAGCGGCAGGAGCAGCAGCGGCAGCAGGAGCAGGGAAGGAAGGGGCAGCGGGAGCGGCGGAGGGGGGAAGGGGGGAGGAGCGGGUGGGGCUGCAGAACAUGCUGGUGCUGGACCUCUACCCCGACCUCUCCCCCCUCGUGCUCGGCGCCCGCAAGGCACCACCACGCCUACCUGCUGCUGCUACUAAUGCUGGUGGUGAUCCUGAGAACGAUGGUGGCGGUGGUGACAUUGAAGCGAAAUUUAUGGGGGAUGGGAGUGGCGGGGCGGUGCAGAAUGAAGGUGAGGGGAGCAGCAUGCAUGUGCAAGGUGGCGAGCAGGUGGAGGCAGGGGGGGGUGAUGGAGGGGCAGGUGCAAGUGGGAUCCAUGAGGAGGUUAGCAUCACUUUGCUGGGAAGCAGUCCUGCACAGGAGAGUCAAGGCUGCGGGCAGGUGAUAUCUGGGGAGGCAACACCUGUGCUAGCUGGUGCAGGGAUGGAGCAGGAAGCUAGGUCUAGUUUGAAAGAGGUGGCUAUUUAUCAGCCCGUGCUUGUAUAG
Molecule: messenger RNA, 7842 nt
Organism: Closterium sp. NIES-65
Lineage: Eukaryota; Viridiplantae; Streptophyta; Zygnematophyceae; Desmidiales; Closteriaceae
Source: the annotation of a GenBank genome assembly